Molecule: messenger RNA, 668 nt
Organism: Zychaea mexicana
Lineage: Eukaryota; Fungi; Mucoromycota; Mucoromycetes; Mucorales; Lichtheimiaceae
Product: tRNA intron endonuclease
Exons: 3
Coding region: 58-618 (186 amino acids)
Biological process (GO): tRNA splicing, via endonucleolytic cleavage and ligation; tRNA-type intron splice site recognition and cleavage
Molecular function (GO): tRNA-intron lyase activity; nucleic acid binding
Source: RefSeq, a predicted model, not a curated record
CAUUAUUUCUUUCUUGUGUCACGUAGAACGACCACCUCUGUUUUCUUUUUUGUUUGAAUGACUGUCAGAAUUAAGCUAUGUGGUAAUAAACCUUUGGUGUUCGAUACUCAAGACGUCAAAGAAUUACGUUGCCAACAUCGCAUUGUGGGUGCAUUGAUUGGCACAUUGCCACGGUUGCCUCAGCAAAAUGCAUUUCUCGGCCUUCCACUACAGCUACUUCCGGAAGAGCUUACGUUACUCGUAACAAAAAACAUUGCCAUAAUCGGUGACAGCAAUAACGGAAAAACAUGGACAUACCUAAACACCAAAGCUGAGCUACUUCGUUACAAGGUUUUUGAACACUUGUGGUCGCGCCAACUCUACGUGACUUCCGGCCUCAAAUUUGGUGGCGAUUAUCUCGCGUAUCGGGGUGAUCCUAUGCGUUUCCAUAGCCAUUACAUAGUUUCGGCUAAAGAUCGGCAUGAGCCCAUGACAGGCUUGGAUGUCAUUGGCAUGGGCCGAUUGGCAACGAACGUCAAGAAAACCUAUGUCAUUGCCAGCCCUGCAAGCGAUAACGACACUGACAGUGAUGAGAACAGUGCAGUAGAAGUCUUUUCGAUAGAGUGGGCAGGCUUCUAGCGAGCGAUGAUUAAAAAACACAUUUAUAUUGUAGUAAAAUUAGAUAAUGG